AAAACCUCUUUCUUCUCCUGCCGCGGCUGCAUCGUUCCCUUCCUCAGUCGGAUCUCGUUCAACACAGAGAGAGUAUAUUCAGCUGAUCAUUUAGAAGAUAGCGAUUCUUUCCUGAACAUGUAUUUUAUGUAUCCGUGGCAGAGUAGAUUCAGCAGAACCUUAGGAGGUAGCGACAAUGGUUAAGUUUUUGAAGCCAAACAAAGCUGUGGUAGUGCUACAAGGACGCUUUGCUGGGCGUAAGGCUGUUAUCAUUCGUGCUUUCGAUGAGGGAACACGUGAGCGUCCAUAUGGUCAUUGCUUAGUUGCAGGGAUUAACAAGUACCCCAAGAAGGUAAUUCGCAAGGAUUCAGCCAAGAAGACUGCGAAGAAAUCAAGAGUGAAGGCUUUCAUCAAGCUUGUGAACUAUAACCACAUCAUGCCUACACGUUACACCCUUGAUGUCGAUCUCAAGGAUGUUGUCACUCCAGAUGUUCUUACUUCCCGUGACAAGAAGGUUACAGCUGCUAAAGAGACAAAGGCUCGUUUGGAGGAGAGGUUCAAGACCGGGAAAAACAGGUGGUUCUUCACCAAGCUCAGGUUCUGAGGCUCUGUGAAAGAGUUUCAUUGUUAUCUUUUUGAGUAGUUAUCAUUGGCUGAGUUUCAGUUUUCUUUUUUGACCGUAAUUGCAUUAAAGAUAAUACAGGGAUUUAAGGUUUUGACUCUGAACUUUUAAAUGACUAGUUUAUGGCAUUGUCUGGUUUUAGAUUCCAAAACAUAUGUGGUUUGUUAGUUCCUCAAGUGGCAUUUAUGAUACUGUUAGCCAGAACCAACUAACUUGUUAUAGUUUAUUACAUAGUAUUAUGCUCAAUUUGUUCUAGUA
Molecule: messenger RNA, 859 nt
Organism: Papaver somniferum (opium poppy)
Lineage: Eukaryota; Viridiplantae; Streptophyta; Magnoliopsida; Ranunculales; Papaveraceae
Product: 60S ribosomal protein L27
Exons: 2
Coding region: 176-583 (135 amino acids)
Biological process (GO): translation
Cellular component (GO): ribosome; cytosolic large ribosomal subunit
Molecular function (GO): structural constituent of ribosome
Source: RefSeq, a predicted model, not a curated record